This is a messenger RNA of Juglans regia (Persian walnut), 909 nucleotides long. RefSeq lists its product as uncharacterized. The record is from RefSeq and is a predicted model, not a curated record. Lineage: Eukaryota; Viridiplantae; Streptophyta; Magnoliopsida; Fagales; Juglandaceae. The coding region runs from base 1 to 909 and encodes 302 amino acids. The transcript has 4 exons.
AUGACAGCAAAUGCAUAUUUCCUCUCCAUCAAAAGAAUGGCCGAUGAGCUUGCCCUUGCUGGACAACCUCUCAAAAGUGAUGAUAUAAUCACCUAUGUUCUUGCAGGACUUGGCCAGGAAUAUGAUUCCUUGGCCUCCACAAUUACCUCAAGACCUGAUCCUGUCAACUUGGAGGAACUCUACUCCCUACUUCUCAUCUAUGAAUCACGGAUAAAUCAUAAUAAUCAACCCCUUCGAAUUGAUGCUUCUGCAAAUUUGGUCACCACACAACCUCAACAGCAAACCCGACAAAGUGAAACUUUUCAAUCCUCCAAUCACAAUCGAGGUAUCUAUCGUGGUAAGGGACGUGGAAGACGUUCUCAAUCUCGUGAUUCAGGCCAAUCAAACUCCUUUAUCUGUCAGAUCAACAAAAUUCCAACAAUCAACCACAAGCACUGCUUGCUGCCAACUAUCCACAUGCUGACAAAGAGUGGCAUCCCGACAACAGGAGCCACCCAUCAUCUCACAAAUGACAUGAACAAUAUUCAUGUUCAAAAUGAAGGCUAUGAUUGCAAGACCGUGUCGAGGUGGCUAAUGGUGCAGAAAAAUCUGUUAUCUGUUCAGCAUUUUUGUUUAGACAAUAAUGUUUUCUUUGAGUUUUUUGCCUUUUUCUUCGUUGUGAAGGACUACUCGGGGACUGUCCUGCACCGCGGCCCACUCCGUGAACCUCUAACAUCUACUGCACCAAGCAAUCUGAAUAUGGUCUCAUCAUCUGGUCGUCAAAAUGAUCAUGAAGUUGCUUCAGGUUCAACUGCAAGGGAUAUCACUCGACCUCAGAAUGAAGAUAGUCCACCACAAGCUCCAUUACCUUCUCCACCUGCACAACAAAAAUCAGAAUUUGCACCCAAUGACCACAAGAAAAAAAAAUAA